This is a messenger RNA of Penicillium malachiteum, 4770 nucleotides long. RefSeq names its product ATP12 ATPase F1F0-assembly protein. Gene Ontology annotation, molecular function: protein binding; sterol binding. Lineage: Eukaryota; Fungi; Ascomycota; Eurotiomycetes; Eurotiales; Aspergillaceae. Gene Ontology annotation, cellular component: intracellular membrane-bounded organelle; nuclear envelope; cytosol. The transcript is spliced from 5 exons. The record is from RefSeq and is a predicted model, not a curated record. Bases 1 to 4770 code for a protein of 1589 amino acids. Gene Ontology annotation, biological process: endocytosis; proton-transporting ATP synthase complex assembly; piecemeal microautophagy of the nucleus.
AUGGCUAGUAUCUCUCGUGCUGCGUUCCCGCAGCUUACCUCCAUUGUACGACAUAAUGCUACGCGCCGAUUCCACUCCUCCCCCUUGAAAGCCGCCGUUGCACACCCGAUCACUGCCCAUGGUCCCCCGCCCAAGGCCCCGGCUCCUUCAGCAGAGUUCAAGGGCAAGGCAAGCCAAUCGCAAAACUCAGAGAUCUCCCAGGAACAAAAUUCGUUACCCAGCCCAGCUAAGCCUACUGGACUGAAGGCGCGUUUCUGGAACAAUGUCCACGUGCAGGCACAGGCUGGAGAAUACCAUGUCCUUCUCGAUAAGCGACCCGUCAGAACUCCGAACAAAGAUAUCCUCUCUAUUCCCCACACAAAGCCUCAUUUGGCACACGCGGUCGCCCUGGAAUGGGAUGUGAUGACCUCCGCUCAACAAGCUCUGAAGAGCCACCUUAUCCCCCUGACCUCCCUCUCCGCACGCGCCGCCGAUAUCGCCAUAGAAGAUGCUCAGGGUGACACAACUACCCGACAACAGAUCAUCCAGACUGCCAUGCGCUACCUAGACACCGACACUCUUCUCUGCUGGGAGCCGGAGCGGGAAUCAAAUAUUUUCGACCGGAAGCCGGAAGCAGGAGAAGAGAAGACCGAGAGCUUGCGCGAGAUCCAGAUUCGCGUCUCUCAAGAUAUCAUGGCUUUCUUGUCUACCAAGGUCUGGCCAGGUCUUGAAAUUAAGCCCAUCCUGGAUUCCAACAGUAUCCUCCCGGUGUCUCAGUCUCAGGCCACUAAGGAUAGCAUUAAAACUUGGGUGUCCGAAUUGGCCCCUCAUGAUCUUGCUGGCCUGGAGCGAGGCAUUCUCGCCUCAAAGAGUCUGCUGGUUGCCGUGCGUCUCAUGGUGGAAUGGAGUGAGAACUUCCGUCACCUGCAGCGCUCCGGUGUGAAGAAGUUUGGUCUGGAUGAGGCGGCCGAGGCCUCUAACUUGGAGGUUAAGUGGCAGACUGAUAUGUGGGGUGAGGUUGAAGAUACCCACGAUGUGGCCAACGAGGAUCUGAAGCGACAACUUGGCAGUGUUGUCAUUCUGGUCAGCGCGCUAUCUCUUUUACACCGCGAUAAAUCUCGCGGCGAAGAUAAAAGCCAGGACGAAACCACUGACGCCAACUCGGUCGCAUCAGGCUCGACGAAUGGCUCUUCUCGAAUGACCCACGCCCGCAGCCUAAGCCGUCACAGCCGCCGCAAGACUGCCCAGGACCCGAGUCCACCUCCCACAAGUUCAACCCCGGCCAUCCUCGAACACGCCCCUACCGAUCAGAGUCCUCAGGAUAUGGAUCAGACAGAUUCCGCUCCUCCAACUGAAAGCGGCAGCAUGUCCCUGGACCAGUCCGUGCGAACCUUUCGUUUAUUCGAGAUCCUGCGCAGUGGAGAUACCAAUGCCAUCGGCAAGGUCAUCCAGGAGUCCGGGGAUCCACAGGUGGCCAACAACCUUUAUGGAACGACUAUUCUCCAUUUGGCCCUACAGUGUGCUGAACCCCAGGUUGUAGAGUUCGUGCUGUCUUCGGGUAACGGGCUAGACAUCAACGCGCGCGAUCGUGAAGGGAACACACCGCUGCAUCUGGCGGCUCAGCUAGGACGAGUCUCGUUGGUUCGUGACCUGAUCAGCAGACCCGAGGUCAACGAUGCCAUAGUGAACUACCGUGGCCAGACACCUCUGGAUGUUGCGCGGAACCCUGAGAUCUUCCAGCAGCUGCAACUAGCUCGGUCCCUGUUCAUCGAUAGCAAGACCCAGGAGAUCCAGGUCUUGAUCAGCAAAAAGGACUAUGAGAAUUUGGAGAAAUUAUUGGAGGAACCUCGCGCGGAGGGCAUUUUGGAUGUCAAUAGCUUGGAGUUGGUUACUGACAAGGCCACUGUACAAUCAGGGGGUACUCUGUUGCACGAGGGCGCUCGGAAUAAAGAUGCCCAACUUAUUCAGAUUCUUCUUACCCAUGGCGCGGAUCCUUUCCGUCGUGAUAAGAAGGGGAAACUGCCUCAAGAUGUUACCAAGGAUGACAAGACCCGGGCGCUUUUGAAAAAGUCCCCGGCUGCUGUUAUUGCACAGCGCGGGAUCCAGGAGCGGGCUAUCCUUGGAAACAGCAAUGCGCAGGGUCUCUCUGGACGUGCCUCUAUCGGCGAGGCACCGCUCGCUGGUAAAGAUGCUCGUGAAAUGAGAGGCUAUCUUAAGAAAUGGACUAACUACACAAGUGGUUACAAACUGCGGUGGUUUGUACUUGAGGAUGGUGUUCUGAGCUACUACAAGCAUCAAGAUGAUGCUGGCUCCGCUUGCCGUGGAGCUAUAAAUAUGAAGAUUGCACGUCUCAACAUGGAUGCUCAGGAUAAGACUCGGUUUGAAAUUCAUGGAAAGUCAUCUGUCAAGUAUCAUUUGAAAGCGAACCAUGUCGUGGAAGCCAAGCGCUGGUUCUGGUCUCUGAACAAUGCGAUCCAGUGGGCCAAGGACGAAGCCAAAGAGGAAGAACGGCAACGAUCCAAGAACGCGGAAGUACUCCGUCAAGCCAAGAUGGACCAAGCAACUGAUACACCUUCUGAGUCUGGGCUAAGUCGCAAAACCAGUGGCAGAAGUCCUCUCCCAUCUUCUCUUGGCAUCCCUGGCAGCAGCACCAACAGACUUAGUUCAUUUACAUCAAGAACGACACUAGACACAUUGCCUGGAGAGGACGAUGGUUCUGUAUAUGGCUCAGUGGACCAGAGUGUUGCUCCAAAUGAGGUGAACCGAGUCAUUAGCCACGUCACCACAGCCCCUGAUGGAGAUGUGGAUGAUGAUGACUUUAAUGACUAUGCUUCUAGCCGUGAGAUGCCUGAUAAUGAUAAGGAUGCCCUUAAUAUUACGGCCCAGUCUGCUAAAUUACAGUUGGAUCUUCUUGCAAAUGUCGCUGCCUCUCUCCAGGCCGAAAGAACAAAGAACCCUGAAAUGUCAAUUGCCGACCCUGCUGUUGAGCAAGCGCUCACUGCCUAUGAAGCCGCUGUGAGCAGUCUUAAGGGCCUUGUUCAGAACCUCCUCAAGAUUUCACGAGACCGCGACUCCUACUGGCAAUACCGAUUGAACCGUGAAGAGCACCUUCGCCACAUGUGGGAAGAAAGCAUGGCACGUGUUGCCCAAGAGCAUGAAGAAUUACAAGGGAAGAUGGGUGAAUCAGAAGAAAAGCGAAAGCGAACUAAGAAGGCUCUGAAGGAGGCAUUGGAGAGUGCAACCGCCGCGAGCCGCUCUAUGACAGAGUCCUCAUCACGCAUCCCUGCUGAACAAACCAGUGAUCUGGAGACAAGCCAACCAGAGAUCCGUGAGCCUGGGCUAGCAUCAGAAACAGAUCUGCUGGUGCAGUCAACAGCUGAGCCAGCCAUAAGCCGCAAGCCCUCUGUCCUUUCUCAUAUUAGCAGCCUUUAUGACUCUGAGUCAGACGGAGAUGAGUUCUUUGAUGCCAUCGACGCUGGUGAGAUUGAAGUCGAAGAAUUUGACCAAGCUCCAGAGGCUCAGGAGCCCGAGGAGCCCGAGGACGAAAUUACUCAAAUUCGAAACGAGAAGGCUAUAGUGAUUAAGCCGUCCUUUAGAGGUUACGAAGAUCCUGUUAGACAAAGACUCAAGAUGGACAAUGACGAUCGACCAAAGAUCUCGCUUUGGGGAAUUCUGAAAUCUAUGAUUGGCAAGGAUAUGACGAAGAUGACUUUGCCUGUGUCUUUCAACGAGCCUACCUCAUUGCUGCAGCGAGUCGCUGAAGAUCUGGAGUACACCGAUCUACUUGAUGUCGCCGCAGACCGCGCAGACUCCAUGGAGCGUCUUCUUUAUGUGGCUUCGUAUGCCGCCAGUGAAUAUGCCUCGACAAUUGGACGUGUGGCUAAGCCAUUUAACCCUCUGUUGGGUGAAACCUUUGAGUAUGUUCGACCUGACAAGGGCUACCGGUUCUUCGUUGAGCAAGUUAGCCACCACCCUCCAAUUGGUGCGGCGUGGGCUGAGUCUCCCAAGUGGGACUACUGGGGAGAAUCCUCGCUUAAGUCUAAAUUCUACGGCAAGUCAUUUGACAUCAAUCUCCUGGGUACUUGGUUCCUUAAGCUACGCCCAUGCACUGGAGGAGAAGAAUUGUAUACUUGGAAGAAGGUCACCUCUUCUGUGAUUGGUAUCAUCACAGGAAACCCCACCGUGGACAAUUAUGGUUUGAUGGAAAUUAAGAACUGGACUACUGGCGAGGUCUGCUAUCUGGACUUCAAGCCUCGUGGAUGGAAAGCAUCAUCUGCCUACCAAGUCACCGGUAAAGUUGUUGACCGUGACGGCUCCCCGAAGUGGAGCAUUGGUGGUCGAUGGAACGACAAGAUCUAUGCUCGUCACACUCCAGGAUUCGAGGCUCCUGUUUCUGGUCAAGAUCCUGAAUCUGCCAAGACAUUGUUGGUUUGGCAGGCUCAUGAACGUCCCAAGGGUAUUCCAUUCAACCUUACGCCGUUUGUUCUCACUCUUAAUGCCAUUCCCGACAACCUGCGCUCUUGGCUACCCCCUACCGAUACCCGACUACGUCCCGAUCAGCGUGCUAUGGAGGAUGGAGAGUAUGACUUUGCAGCAAAUGAGAAACACCGUGUGGAAGAGAAGCAGCGUGCGAAGAGGCGAGAGCGGGAAACUACUGGCGAAACUUAUUCCCCACAGUGGUUUGGUCGAGCUAGAUGUCCUAUCACUGGUGAAGAAUAUUGGGCACAUAACGGAAAAUACUGGGUUAGUCGGGAUGCUCAGGAUUGGAGCCUGUCUGAGGAUAUCUUCUAA